CAAGGGUUGACCGCGAAUCCAACACCGUUAUCACCAACUCGCUAGAUACGAUACUCCCAUGAUCAGCUGGCGCGCACGGUCCACGCCAAGCUUCCUAAAUUCUGGUGUCUUGAGGCUUAGUAACCUAAACGAGCCAAGGGAGAAUUUUCCAAUCCUUCUGAACACAUUUCACCACAAAUGUCACCCCCUUCCCAUUCUAUCAUCGCCGCCACCCUCAACCCAUCUCCUUCCCAUUCUUUCCUCCCCUUUACCACCCUCCCCACUUAAAACUACUGCGAUCGCAACCAUGGACUCUAUUCUCCAAUCCCUUGAAGGGCCUGUCUUCUCCACAAUACGUCCCUACAUCACCCCCUACACCUCCACCCUCCCACCAUCUAUCCAAAAGCCACUCUUAAACCUACUCACACCGAUUUGCUACAAUAACUUGAUCCGUGACUUCGAUCCAGCGUCAAACCCACAAUGCGUACAGUACGCUAUCUCCAAAGCAAUCGGCCUAGGCAUCGUCACGCUCUCAACAAUCGUUAAAGUCCCGCAAUUAAUAAAACUCCUCUCGUCACAAUCAUCCAAGGGUCUCUCCUUCCUCUCAUACCUUCUAGAGACGACGGCGUUCCUCUGCACACUAGCAUACAACUUCCGUUCCGGGAAUCCGUUCUCAACUUAUGGAGAGAUUGCCAUGAUAGCCGUGCAGAACGUUCUCAUCUCAACGCUCAUUCUGCAGUACUCCGGGAAGGGUGGAUGGGGUGCUGUUUGGGUAGCAGCCCUGGCGGCGGCGGGGUAUGCCUUGUUCAAUGAGGGGAUUGUAAGUCCGGAUAUCAUGGUAUAUCUUCAGGCUGCCACGAUCCCGUUGGGGUUGGCCAGUAAGGUGCCACAGAUUAUUGAGGUUGCGAGACAGAAGAGUACCGGACAGUUGUCCGCUUUCGCUAUCUUCAACUACCUCUUUGGCUCCCUUGCUAGAGUAUUCACCACGCUCUCGGAGGUCAACGACCCUCUCAUCCUCUGGGGAUUCCUCGGCGGUGCCGCUCUCAACACAGUCCUUGCUGCACAGAUGGUGUACUACUGGAACUCUGGCAAGAAGGGUGGAAAGAGCCCGAACACUCCCAGCAAGAAGUUCUAUGCUGGUGGGAAGAGCCCGAAGCCCAAGGGUGACCCCAAGAAGCGGUCAUAGAUCAUGUUCACAUUCAUACCAUACUGAUUUUCCUUGUCUUCUUUUUUUUUUUGAAGAAAGUUUGGAGAACCUGGAGGUGGCGGGGGCGAAAUGGAAGGCUUCUCGGUUUGGGGUUAUUUCUUUGUUUGCUUUAUAUUCUCUUUUACGCUUCGCAAUUCACCGCGACAAAAGCUGUGGGCUUAGAGCUACGAUACCUGCGAUUUUAAGUUAUUGAGUAGGGUUCUCCUGACAUCGAAAUGUGAGUGGCGAUGGCUUCGUAAGCUCGGUUGAUCCGGAUAUGAGCGUCAUUUUAGGGAGAUGAAAUGGUUCAAUUCAAUGGCACGGGAGACGAACAUGCAGGAACUAUACACAUGGUGGGGUGGGGGAUAUCAUCACUUCAUCCUAGAAUACGCACCUAUGAUUGCCUCCUAAUACCUUGCUUUAUGAAUGUU
Tuber melanosporum (Perigord truffle) is the source of this 1596-nucleotide messenger RNA. RefSeq lists its product as uncharacterized. Lineage: Eukaryota; Fungi; Ascomycota; Pezizomycetes; Pezizales; Tuberaceae. The coding region runs from base 287 to 1165 and encodes 292 amino acids. The record is from RefSeq and is a predicted model, not a curated record. The transcript is spliced from 2 exons.